Molecule: messenger RNA, 1228 nt
Organism: Aphanomyces astaci
Lineage: Eukaryota; Oomycota; Saprolegniomycetes; Saprolegniales; Verrucalvaceae
Exons: 3
Coding region: 89-1120 (343 amino acids)
Source: RefSeq, a predicted model, not a curated record
GAGGAAUUGGCCAAAAGGUCCCUCUCAGCAGUUUGCAUUUUCGCGUGAGAUCCCCCCCCUCCUCGAGUCGCCAGCAGCACCAACGACAAUGGUCACAGGAAACUUAAACAUCAAAGUGCUUCGUGUGGAAGAUCUGAAAAACCAGGCGAAAGGAGCGAAGAUUCUCGUGCGCGUGACUAUUGGCAAAAUUCAGAGCCAAACCGAGCCACAGCCUGCGGAGACAGGUCAAUUCAACGAAAUCCUGACGUUUGAGGGAUUUCAAUCCGACAACAAGAACGCGGUGCAAAUCGAAGUGCUGCAAGCCGAUGGGGCGAAGCCCAUUGCGUCUGCGAAACUGUCCUUGGCGCCGUUUAUCAACGCGAGGGGUAUUGAAGAGAAGGAAUUCAACUUGGAUGAUGGCGCAGGUGUGAUUGUGCUGAGCUACGAAUUUGCCCAAAAAGACAAGGGCAAGAAGCAGUCACCGCCACCACCGGCGUCGUCCACGACCAAAAGCAGCAGCUCGAACGACCCCCAUGCUUCGAUCCCUCGCAGCUUGACCACCACUGCCGAGCACGCGCCGUCGUUGUGGUACAUCCACCCGUCGUUUUACUACGCCAAGACCAAGGAAGUGUACUCGUACGCGACGAGCUUCUCGGCCGUGGGGUACGUGGCACGCUACGGCGAGUCGACCCUGGAGUACCUCUUGCAUCGGCUGGCGCCCAAGCAAGUGGGCAGUUUGGAUGCGGUCGAUCAAUCGUUGGUACCGGCGCUGACCAAGGUGGAUUCGCGUGUGGACGAAAACGUGUCGCACUUGCUCAAGUCGAUUGCCGCGAGCCAGGACUACCUGCUCAAGACCAAGGACGGCGCCCUCAUCAAGGUCCACAACACGGUGACGGCAACCAAGUCGUCGGUGGUGUCGACGGUGUCGAGCGUCCAGGCCAAGGUGAGCCAGGUGACGUCCUCGACUGUCGAGACGGCGUGCAGUUUGCACCAGAAGACGGUGGACAAGGCCAACGAAGUGCGCAAGUCGACGGUGGACACCAUUUCGAGCGUGUCGCACUCGACGUAUGCGACGCUGUCGAACGCGACGCACCACAUUUUGGCCCACGUGCCGUUUAUCAACUCGAAGGAAAAGGCGUAGCGGGUUUCUAUAUCUAUUGGUGUGUCGCCCCCCAUUCGUAGCGCGAGCAGAAUGGUCGACUGUCGACGCUAAGACUAUAUCGUUUGAACAACUUUUCAUUUAUACGAA